This is a messenger RNA of Anoplophora glabripennis (Asian longhorned beetle), 701 nucleotides long. RefSeq names its product bladder cancer-associated protein. Lineage: Eukaryota; Metazoa; Arthropoda; Insecta; Coleoptera; Cerambycidae. The record is from RefSeq and is a predicted model, not a curated record. The transcript has a single exon. The coding region runs from base 120 to 353 and encodes 77 amino acids.
GUUUGACAGCUCUGACAGGAGUGAACAAAAUUUAUUUAAGGAAUUUGCACUAUUUUUGUAGUCGAUUUGAUACAAAAAUAUAACAAAUAAAAAUGUGAAAGAAGUAUCUUCAACAAAUUAUGUACUGUCUGCAGUGGCUUAUUCCGGUUUUGUUAAUGCCAAAACCAUCAAAUCCAGCACUGGUUCAAACCCACGUAAUGUUUAUGGUGUUAUAUCUAAUAGGAUUUUUCUUGGAGAAAAAACCAUGUACGAUAUGCAGUCUAGUAUUUCUAGCAACAGUAUUUCUGAUUUGUUACAGUGGUCUAGGUAAUUGCUUAAUUUGGGCAUCGUACUGUGAAAACGAGAAUGGAUAACACUUGUGCUUGCUGUGGAAAGGAUACUAAGUUAUCAUCACAAGGAUUUGAUAGCUUUACAUUGAUGAGGUGAUUUUAAUUUCUAGCUAAAGAACUUAUUGUAUUUCGGCAGUUGUUAAAUUGAAAUUUGUUGUUGACAGUAGUUAUUUAUUAAACUGUAAAUAUUUUUAUAUUAUAUUUUCCUUAUUAUAUGUACAUGUGAUUGUGUAAUAUUAAGUAUGUUUUUUUACGCCAAAGACUUACUUUUAUAAAGAAAAUGCCUUUUUUAUUGUCUGGGCAAAUUGGAAUUUUGUAUAAAAAAUUCGAAUUGUUAUAUUCAUUACACCACAAUAAAUGACUUUUUUUCCA